CAAGAUGGAGUCGCUCGGCCGAGCUGGGCAGGAGAUGAGCCUGGCGGCCCUGAAGCAGCACGACCCGUACAUCACCAGCAUCGCAGACCUCACGGGCCAGGUCGCGCUGUACACCUUCUGCCCGAAGGCCAACCAGUGGGAGAAGACUGAUAUAGAAGGGACCUUAUUUGUAUACCGGAGGUCAGCUUCACCUUACCAUGGUUUUACCAUUGUGAAUCGACUGAAUAUGCACAACCUAGUUGAGCCAGUCAAUAAAGAUCUGGAAUUUCAGCUCCACGAACCGUUUCUUCUAUACAGAAAUGCAAGCUUGUCGAUCUACAGCAUCUGGUUCUACGACAGGGACGACUGCCACCGCAUAGCCAAGCUCAUGGCCAAUGUGGUAGAAGAGGAGACCCGGCGGUCCCAGCAGGCUGCUCGGGAUAAGCAGAGUCCCAGCCAGGCCAAUGGCUGCAGCGACCACAGGCCCAUCGACAUCCUGGAGAUGCUGAGCAGAGCCAAGGACGAGUAUGAGAGGAAUCAGAUGGGCGACUCCACUAUCUCCAGCCCUGGGCUGCAACCGAGCACUCAGCUGUCCACUCUGGGAAGUACAGAGACUUUAGAAGAGCUGCCCCCCGGGUCACAAGACCAGACCGCUCCGACUGGACAUAAGCAUCUGACGGUGGAAGAAUUGUUUGGAACCUCUCUGCCCAAGGAGCCGCUCAUGGCUGUGGGCCUUGAUUCAGAGGACAUGGAGAAACGGCCGGGAGAAGCCUCGCAGAAGGAGCCCAGCACGCUCCUGCCCUUUCCCUUCGAGCAGCCAGGAGGGGGCCCACAGAUGGAAAGCCUGGGUGUGCAGGCCACUCCCCUCCACUCAGUGCCACCCGAAGGCCCCGCCCCAGUGCUCAUCACUCCUGCCUGCAUCACGCAGGCCGGUGAUAAGCAUGCCUCAAGCUAUGUGAGCCCCCUGAGCCCUGUGCUCAGCCCCCCUCUGCCACCAGAGACUCCUCAUGCCCAGAUGCCCCCCAGCUUACCUCGAAGCAGCGCCAGGACGCAGGCAGUGAAGACCACACCCAGACAGAGGUCUCCUCUCCUCAACCAGCCAGUCCCCGAGCUCAACCACCCCUGUCUGAUAGCCAGCCAGAGCCCCUUCAGGGCCCCCCUCAGCAUGACGGGCUCAGCUGGGGCUUCCCUCGCAAGCGUGGAUCUUCUCCAGAAACUCAGGUUGACGCCACAGCAGGACCAAUUGCAGACACAGUCCCUUGGGAAAGGUGCCAUGGCGCCCAGCUUUCCCCCAGCAGCUGGCCAGCUGGCCACACCUGAGAGCUUCACCGAGCCUCCUGCCAAAACCGCCACAGCCAGAGCCGCCACCGCAGCCCCCCUGCGCAGCAUGGUGCUCUCUCCCUUCCAGUCUAUGCAGCAAAGCCAGGACGCGGACGUGUUUGCACAGCCAAAGGGGUUACCCGGUGCCAUCCCGGUUGCAGGCGCCCCAGCCACAACACCUUCUGUGCUGCUGUCCCCAAGUGCUUUCCAGCAGGUCACCGCAAGGUCCACGGAGCUCGAGAGGACGGCCAGCUCCCCUUCUCCUCUGACCGUGGGCACGUCAGAGCAUCAGAGAAAGCCUCCGGUGCUGCUCAGCAAGGCUCAGCUCCAGGACACGCUGAUACACUUGAUCAAGAACGAUUCCAGCUUCCUCAGUACGCUUCACGAAGUCUACCUGCAGGUCCUGACCAAGGGCAAAGACGGCCUCAGCCUGUGACGAGCGGAGCCGCAGCGCCACCUCACACAGGCUUCCUCGUGGGACAACCUGCAUUGAGCCUCGUUCCCUGCGGAUGGUUUCCAAGUGAAGCAGCACCGGCAGCCUUUGUUUUGUCGGGAAGACAAGACGGCUGUCUUGCGUUCAGUGGGUGUUUCCUCCUCUGUGAUCGAGCCCAGGAGCCUGCUUGGCAGCUGGCUGUCGUUUCCGAGGAUGCCGGGCGGGGAGGCGGCACCAGCAGUGCAGCUCUGCGCUCAGCCCCACACGCUUGCCCUGGCAGCACCACUCACUGGAGCAGACGGGGAAGCUCUGUGCAGAGGAGGAGUUGGCCAGCCCUGCCUGCAGAAGCUUCGAAUUUUAAGGAUCAGAGAUUUUAAGUUGGAAAAUUAGGACUUGAUUUGUUUAGAUGAAGUCUAUUUUAUAUAAAUGCCCCAUUUGGGCCUUAAAAGUU
This is a messenger RNA of Echinops telfairi (small Madagascar hedgehog), 2183 nucleotides long. RefSeq names its product decapping mRNA 1A (gene DCP1A). Lineage: Eukaryota; Metazoa; Chordata; Mammalia; Afrosoricida; Tenrecidae. The transcript is spliced from 10 exons. The coding region runs from base 5 to 1735 and encodes 576 amino acids. Gene Ontology annotation, molecular function: mRNA binding; enzyme activator activity. Gene Ontology annotation, biological process: deadenylation-independent decapping of nuclear-transcribed mRNA; positive regulation of catalytic activity; deadenylation-dependent decapping of nuclear-transcribed mRNA. The record is from RefSeq and is a predicted model, not a curated record. Gene Ontology annotation, cellular component: P-body.